Molecule: messenger RNA, 975 nt
Organism: Prorocentrum cordatum
Lineage: Eukaryota; Dinophyceae; Prorocentrales; Prorocentraceae
Source: the annotation of a GenBank genome assembly
AUGGUUCGCAUGUUCUUAGACUCUCGCACGAGACUGGACGCUGUGUGUGUGCCCGCCCCGCCUGGGCUGUAUUUCCCAUCUCGGGGCUGCUCCGAGGCGCGCAGCAGCAAGGAUCGGAGGCUACGGCUGCACACGGCGCGCUCCGUGCAUUUCGGCAAGCUGGAGCGCUUGCAGGAAAGCGUGGAGGAGAACGAGGACUUGUUCGAGGACGCCGACGGCACCAUGUGGCAGGAGUCCAAACACGAAGAGCACGAGAUGAGCGUCAAGGCGGCCAAGGCUACCUACCGUUGGCCCGACACGAACCAGCUGUCCGAGAAGGAUGCGUCCGAGGGCACGCAGAAGGAGCUGGCGGGCAUCGACAUAGACGCGAACAGCUCCUUGACCGAGUCCGCACAGGACAGGUACAGUGCCACGUCCAACCUGAUCACGAUCCCCUCCAACGUGCGCAGCUCCCAGGAGGAGAAGACGUUCAAGGAGACGUCCGAGGACAUGGCAAAGGCGCGUGUCGAGAAGGCUGACCAAUCUACUAUCGACGGGCACGAUAUGAGCCAGCUGUCCAAGAAGGAGAACUCCGAGGAUACGCGGAAGGAGCUGGAGGACAUCGACAUCGAUGCGAACAUCAUUCCGAACGAGUCCGCACGGGGCAAGUACGUUGUCGAGUCCAACAGGAAGACUGAGCAAGAUCGCGCCGCGGACGAGACGAACACGGCGAAUAUCGAGGCGAAGCACGGCUUGGACAACUACAGCUCCAACGAGAGGACUGAGGACGGGGGCAAUGAGAAGAUCGGGAAAGCGGUUCAGGCCAAGAACGACGGGCUCGACAAGAACCAGCUGUCUGAGAAGGAUUCGUUCGAGGGCACGUUGGGGGAGCUGGAGGACAUCGUGAACCCCACCAUGCUAGAUAAUCGCCACGUCGUUGGCAUGAUCUAUGAUGAGCUGGUCUCCAUGGCACAGGAAGGGGCGGAGACGCCGUAG